Messenger RNA from Scleropages formosus (Asian bonytongue), 4691 nucleotides. It is a transcript of the gene efl1, whose product is annotated as elongation factor like GTPase 1. Bases 387 to 3803 code for a protein of 1138 amino acids. The record is from RefSeq and is a predicted model, not a curated record. NCBI's taxonomy places the organism in Eukaryota, Metazoa, Chordata, Actinopteri, Osteoglossiformes, Osteoglossidae. Gene Ontology annotation, molecular function: ribosome binding; GTP binding; GTPase activity. Gene Ontology annotation, cellular component: cytosol; ribonucleoprotein complex. Gene Ontology annotation, biological process: cytosolic ribosome assembly. The transcript is spliced from 20 exons.
UCGUUAUUUUAAAUCUAAUUCAUUUAUGUAUUCGAGCUCUGGAUAUUGGUGUUUUGAACCUGCGGAAGACGCGUUAGGCUAGAAAACUUGCGAAGCUGAGGCGCGCCGCGUGUGUAGUCAAACUGACUACUCGAAGGCUGUCAGUUGUUCGCACGUGUCGUGUGGAGAGAGAAUCAGUGCCGAGUGCGCUGAGCUGCAUCGUUACCGUGUCAUCGACCAGUGUCCGUCUUAACUGGCCGCUGUCAGCUUCACAGAGCCACGUGACGUGUCCAAACGAAGCGUGUUUCAAUAAUUUAACACGCGCUGGCUGGACGAACUUGGUUGGGGAGCUGCGCACAUAAUCAUUUGCGGUAGUAGUGUCAGUCAGACUUUAAAUCCACUCAACUAUGGGUCACACAAGUUUAGACAAGAUCAUUGCGCUGCAGAACAAGCCUGCAAAUAUAAGGAAUCUGUGUAUUUUAGCCCACGUGGAUCAUGGCAAAACAACUCUGGCUGAUUGCCUGGUUGCCAGCAAUGGUAUAAUAUCUAGUCGUUUGGCAGGAAAGCUGAGAUACCUGGACAGCAGGGAGGAUGAACAAAUCAGAGGAAUAACCAUGAAAUCCAGUGCAAUAUCAUUGCAUUACUCUGUCGGUGGUGAAGACUACCUCAUCAACUUGAUCGAUUCCCCCGGGCACGUGGACUUUUCAUCAGAAGUUUCGACAGCCGUGCGGCUGUGCGACGGGGCUAUUGUCAUCGUGGAUGCUGUGGAAGGAGUCUGUCCUCAGACGCAGGCUGUGCUACGACAAGCCUGGCUUGAGAACAUCCGUCCGGUCUUGGUAAUUAAUAAAAUUGACAGACUGAUUGGGGAACUGAAGCUCACUUCACAAGAAGCAUACACACACCUUCAGAAAAUCCUGGAACAGGUGAACGCAGUCACUGGCUCCCUGUUUACUUCUAAAGUCCUGGAGGAGCGAGCGGAGAAGGACUCGGAAGUGAGAGAAGCGGGUGGCGGGGACAACGGCGAGCAGGUCUACGACUGGAGCGCUGGCCUGGAGGAGAGCGACGACUCGGACCUUUACUUCUCUCCUGACCAGGGCAAUGUGGUUUUCGCUAGUGCUAUAGAUGGAUGGGGCUUCAGCAUCCACCAGUUCGCUCACAUGUACAGUCAGAAGAUGGGGAUCAGGUCCGAGGUGCUGCUGAAGACACUCUGGGGAGACUUUUACCUCAAUGCUAAAGCCAAGAAGAUCAUGAAAGGGGCUCAGUCCAAAGGAAAGAAGCCGCUGUUUGUGCAGCUUGUUCUGGACAACAUCUGGAGUUUAUAUGAUGCUGUGGUCCUCAAGAGAGACAAGGAGAAAGUGGAGAAGGUGAUGUCCUCUCUUGGGGUGAAAGUCGCAGCUCGGGACUCGCGGCACUCGGAUCCCAGAGUGCUCCUGAGUGCCAUCUGCAGCCAGUGGCUUCCUGUGUCCCAAGCUGUGCUCACGAUGGUGUGCAACAGGCUGCCCAGCCCGCUGGACAUGGCUGCCGAAAGGGUGGAGAAGCUCAUGUGCGUCGGCGCCAGGAGGUUCGACUGCCUGCCGGAGAAAACGCAGGAGCUCAAGAGAGCAUUUCUGGAAUGUAAGAGUGACACGUCAGCUCCGGUCGUCGUGUUCGUUUCCAAGAUGUUUGCCGUCGACUCCAAGGCAUUGCCACAGAACAAGCAGAGGCCUCUGACGCAGGAGGAGAUGGCCCAACGCAGGGAACUGGCUCGCCAGAGACACGCCGAGAAGCUUGCCGCCAGUCAGGCAGCGGACGCCCCCGCGCAGCCUCUCUCCCAGGGCCGGUCUGCCACAGAGUCAGGGAUAGCGCCACCUGCUGGAGAGAGCUUCACAGGGCCCGAUGUGCUCCCCGACCACGGGGAGGCGAUGACACUGAAGGCGAACAAGGUGGACGAGGAGGAGGGGAAGGAGCACUUCAUCGCCUUCGCCAGGGUGUACAGUGGUGUGGUGAGGAAAGGCCAGAAGGUGUUUGUGCUGGGUCCCAAGUAUGACCCGGCAGAAGGUCUCAAGAAGCUGCCCGAGGGCUGCUCCACCGCAGACGAUCUCUGCACCGUGCCGCACAUGGCCUGCUGCUCCCUGGGGAGUCUGUACCUCCUGAUGGGCAGGGAGCUGGAGGAGCUGGAGGAGGUCCCCGCAGGCAACGUGCUAGGUAUCGGAGGGAUGGAAGAUUGGAUCUUAAAGUCCGCCACGAUAUCCACAAGUCCAGCCUGUCCACCAUUCACCCCUCUCAACUUCGAGGCUACACCCAUUGUGAGGGUUGCUAUUGAGCCCAAACACCCAAGUGAGAUGCCAAAGCUGGUUCGGGGCAUGAAACUGCUCAACCAGGCAGACCCAUGUGCAGAGGUUCUGAUCCAGGAGACAGGGGAGCACGUUUUGGUGACAGCAGGUGAAGUCCAUCUUCAGCGCUGCCUAGAUGACCUCAGAGAGAGGUUUGCCAAAAUAGAAAUAAGCGCUUCCAAACCGAUUAUUCCAUUUCGAGAGACAAUAGUUCGACCUCCAAAAGUGGACAUGGUCAACGAGGAACUGGGCAAACAGCAGAAGGUUGCUGUUAUCCGUCAGGUGAAAGAGGAACAGUCCAAGUAUCCCGAAACAGUUCAGGUGGAUUCGACAGGCCUCGUCACACUAACCACUGCAAACAGAAUGGCCACCAUUGGAGUCAGGGCCAUACCGCUUCCUGAGGAAGUGACACAACUGCUGGAGGCGAACAGUGACCUCAUCCGAACAAUGGAGCUCUUCAAUCUGUCCAUGAAAGAGGGCAAGACUCUGGAGAUCAAUCAAAAAACAUUGGAGUCCAUCCAGGACCUGAAGCGGAAGCUAGAGUCCUACAUGCAGGGGCGGAAAUGGAGGAGCGCUGUGAACCGCAUCUGGUCAUUUGGCCCGCGCCGAUACGGACCCAACAUCCUGGUGAACAACCUGGAGGGCUAUCGGCGGCCCUCCGUGUGGCAGUGCUUGGAGAAGGAGAGGAGCAGGGCUGAGACAUACAGGGAAUUUGACAACAGCAUUGUCAGUGGCUUCCAGCUGGCCACGCUCUCAGGCCCCAUGUGCGAGGAGCCUCUGAUGGGCGUGUGCUUCUCUCUGGAGAAGUGGGACAUGAAGCUCCCUCGACAGCCGUCGGAGGGGGAUCGAGUCUCACCUGAUGAUCCGGCAAGGUUGGAUCGCAGCGGGGACGGUGUCUAUGGGCAGACUAGUGACCAGGAAGCUCAGGGGGGAUCAGAGUCAGAAAGUGUGGUGCCCACUGGCAGCAGCGAAGGCAAGCGCAGGAACAACAGCUCCUUGGUGGACUGCUACGGACCCUUCUCCGGACAGCUCAUCGCCGCAAUGAAAGAAGCCUGUCGGUAUGCAUUUCAGGCCAAGCCUCAACGCCUCAUGGCUGCCAUGUACACCUGUGAGAUCAUGGCCACCGCAGAGGUGCUAGGUCGCGUCUACGGCGUCCUGUCCAAGAGAGAGGGCCGUGUGCUACAGGAGGAGAUGAAGGAGGGCACUGAGGUGUUCAUCAUCAAGGCUGUGCUCCCCGUGGCCGAGAGCUUCGGCUUUGCCGACGAGAUCAGGAAGCGGACCAGCGGCUUGGCCAGUCCACAGCUGAUCUUCAGCCACUGGGAGGUGAUCUCCAGCGACCCCUUCUGGGUGCCCACCACUGAGGAGGAGUACCUGCACUUUGGCGAGAAGGCCGACUCGAUCAACCAGGCCCUCAAGUACAUGAAUGGCGUGCGACGUCGCAAGGGGCUGUACGUGGAAGAGAAGAUUGUGGAGCACGCCGAAAAGCAGAGAACACUCGGCAAAAACAAAUGAAGCCAACCUCAGGUGGAAGGCAUGGAGCUGCAACUCUUUCUCCAUUUGGAUUUCGCUCCUGGGACAGUUGACCUUGGGUUGGUCAACUGAGACUGCAGAAAUGGCCAUUGAAAAGUGCAAAUGUCACAGGCAGCCUUUAAAUUCAUGGAGAGAACAAAAGCCUCUAGUAGGUUCACAUCGGUAGUUAUCAUGUUCUGGGUGUGUCAUUGGGAAGGUCACGACCGAUGGGUGUGCAGUUCACACUGAUGUUGGGAUUGACUAACUUCGGUUUUGCAGCCGAUUCCCUGGGUGCCGAAGGUGCUUUCUGAACCUUACGUUGUAUGUUUGGGUUGUUUGCUUGAAGGAGCCACAGGCAGACAGCAUCACUGACCGGUAUUCAUGCUGAAAGUGACAGCGCCGGCAUCUGACAGCAGUUAGUCGCAUGUUAAUUCUGCUGUCUCCCCACUCAGGUUCAUUAUCUAGAAGACACUUAUUGACUGAAGACAUUUAGUUUUUCAAAUACAAACGUUAUAAUGAUGGGUUACAGUUAAAGUAUUUUUCUGUAAUUACGGCCAAAGCCCAUAAGUGUUUCCCCCCCUGCACUAGUGUGCAGUAGUUUGACACGUUUUCAUCUACAUUCACAAGGUGGAUUUCAAUAAAAAUCUGUUUUAAUCAUCAAAACAUUCGAGAAAUCAUGACAAAACAUCAAAUAAACGUUACGUGAUCUGAGAAAUCUUUGGACAGUCUCGAAUGAAUUUUAAUGGAUUUGUCUAAAUGCGUCAAAGCGAUCUAUGAGUCUUCGCCGUGUGUUGCGUAAGCACAAGGGCCCCUCUGUGUUUGGUGGUCCACCUUGCCCAUGGGAGCAGCACCUUCAUCUCUCACUGUGAGAUGCUCAAAAGCUUCCGAGUA